CCUGUCAGGAUGUUCAUGCAUUUGGAGGUUUUCUAUUACAUCUUCAUUCUCCUGGCUAACAUGAACUCAUACUGCUGCUGGUCAGUGAAUAAUUUCUUGAUGACUGGACCCAAGGCCUACCUGAUCUACUCCAGCAGCGUGGCAGCAGGAGCUCAGAGUGGCAUUGAGGAGUGCAAAUACCAGUUCGCAUGGGACCGAUGGAACUGUCCCGAGAGAGCUCUGCAGCUGUCCACACACAGCAGCCUCCGCAGCGCAAACCGGGAGACGGCGUUCGUCCAUGCCAUCAGCUCUGCUGGGGUCAUGUACACACUGACCAGGAACUGCAGCCUCGGGGAUUUUGACAACUGUGGCUGUGACGACAGCAGGAACGGACAGCGUGGUGGUCAUGGGUGGCUCUGGGGUGGCUGCAGUGACAACGUUGGCUUCGGGGAGGCCAUUUCCAAGCAGUUCGUUGAUGCUUUGGAAACUGGGCAGGAUGCACGGGCGGCCAUGAACCUUCAUAAUAAUGAGGCUGGGCGUAAGGCUGUAAAGGGCACCAUGCAGAGGACGUGUAAAUGCCACGGUGUCUCCGGCAGCUGCACCACCCAGACCUGUUGGCUUCAGCUGCCAGAGUUCAGGGAGGUGGGGAACUACCUGAAAGAGAAGUACCACAGGGCUCUGAAGGUGGACCUCCUCCGUGGAGCUGGGAACAGCGCAGCCAGCCGGGGCGCCAUCGCUGACACCUUUAGUUCUAUUUCUCGUAAGGAGCUGGUCCACCUAGAGGACUCCCCAGACUACUGCCUGGAAAACCGCACCCUGGGUUUGCCGGGCACGGAGGGGCGCGAGUGUCUGAAGAAGGGCAAGAACCUGAGCAAAUGGGAGAAACGCAGCUGCAAGAGGCUUUGUGGGGAGUGCGGCCUGGCUGUGGAGGAACGCAAGGCCGAGAUGGUGUCGAGCUGUAAUUGCAAAUUUCACUGGUGCUGUGCUGUGAAGUGUGAGCAGUGCAGAAAGACAGUGACCAAAUACUUUUGUGUAAAAAAGGGAGGUCAGAGGGGAAGGAACGAGAGCGCCAGCAGCCGCCGGAAGAACCUCAGACUGAGGAAGAAGCACUGAGCGUCGUCAUCACUCCAUCCCAUUUGUACCACUGCCCUCUUUGCGUGUUCAGAUUAUGUUUUGUUGUGCAAACAAACACAAACUCAGAUCUCGUUCACUGUGAGUCCUGUAGCACAGAUUAAAGACAGAGGAAUGUGCACAACACCACAAUAGUCCAGAAUAAGAAAAGAUGAAGGUUUAUGGCUGUAGUUUUUGGUAUAAAUGUAUUUAAAUAUAUUUUUUAUACUUUUAUACAACAUUUGAGGGAUGUUUCUUUGGUUUCAAACUGCUCCACAUUUUUAUUUAUUUGAUACAAAAAAGUAUUGUGACACUUGAGCAAUGUCAGUUUCUGAAAUAAGAAUGUUCAAAAACUUACCAAGAUUUAUUGUCAUUAAUCCAGACCUGGUGUAUGUUUCAGUCAUCACUGCCAAACAUAUUUUACCAAGAAACAUUCUCACAUUUCUGUGCAGUCUGCUCUCUCCCCCUUUUGCUCUCCAGGACCUUUAUUGCCCUAUUGAUGUAU
Molecule: messenger RNA, 1594 nt
Organism: Sphaeramia orbicularis (orbiculate cardinalfish)
Lineage: Eukaryota; Metazoa; Chordata; Actinopteri; Kurtiformes; Apogonidae
Gene: wnt8b
Product: wingless-type MMTV integration site family, member 8b
Exons: 6
Coding region: 10-1092 (360 amino acids)
Biological process (GO): neuron differentiation; multicellular organism development; canonical Wnt signaling pathway
Cellular component (GO): extracellular region
Molecular function (GO): cytokine activity; frizzled binding
Source: RefSeq, a predicted model, not a curated record